Messenger RNA from Chondrus crispus (carragheen), 453 nucleotides. RefSeq lists its product as hypothetical. NCBI's taxonomy places the organism in Eukaryota, Rhodophyta, Florideophyceae, Gigartinales, Gigartinaceae. Gene Ontology annotation, molecular function: S-adenosylmethionine:tRNA ribosyltransferase-isomerase activity. Gene Ontology annotation, biological process: tRNA queuosine(34) biosynthetic process; tRNA wobble guanine modification. The coding region runs from base 1 to 453 and encodes 150 amino acids. The transcript is spliced from 4 exons. The record is from RefSeq and is a predicted model, not a curated record.
AUGGAGGACGUCGUGCUGCUUGUUGGCGCGGGCACUUUUGCUCCGGUUACGGCGGAGACUGUCGGAGGCCAUGGUAUGCAUGCAGAGCUGAUGAGUUCGCGCAGGGCCUGCGUGGAGAGAGUGGGUAGGCACGUGGAGAGCCGCAGCCCCAUUGUCGCAAUGGGGACUACGUCUGUGCGCGCGCUCGAGUCUAUGUACUGGUUUGGCGAUAUGCCCAUAUUCGGAACGACCCAACUUCUUAUCGUUCCGAAAUACCCGUUUAAAAUGGUUGACGCCAUCAUUACCAACUUUCAUCAGCCACGAUCAACGCUGCUAAUGCUCGUCUCUGCUUUUCUUGGCGGCACGCCGCAGGACCUCUUUAACGUCUAUCAAGAAGCCCUCGACCGUGGCUACAGGUUUUUGAGCUAUGGAGAUAGCUGUAUUUUUGCACGACCCUCCUUUUUUGAGAGGUAG